Messenger RNA from Biomphalaria glabrata, 9979 nucleotides. RefSeq lists its product as uncharacterized. Lineage: Eukaryota; Metazoa; Mollusca; Gastropoda; Planorbidae. Bases 311 to 3316 code for a protein of 1001 amino acids. Gene Ontology annotation, molecular function: metal ion binding. The transcript has 11 exons. The record is from RefSeq and is a predicted model, not a curated record.
GAAAAAAAAUCCACUUCCGGCGCUGUAGUCAUUUACGCAAAAAAAUAGCGUAAUGUUGUGUUGAUUGUUGAUGAAAGCAAGGACAAGGAAGUUAUCACUUAAUUUUGCGGCUCUUUUAUUGUGGGGCAAGAAUGAUCAGGGUCGCAAGUGCAGCAAAGCGCAAGUGCAGCACCAAUAGAUUUGAAAGGAAAUACUAAUUGAUUCUUUGCAUUAGCUAUGUUGGCAGCAAAGAAAUCAUGUAUUAAUUAAACUCAUUUGGGAUGGAAAUCUAAGAGAGCUAAAAAGAAGAGGUGAGCUGUGUGGAGUGACAAUGAAGCCACCUUUGACAGUGGAGGCAAGGGUGGCAGAGGACCUUCGUAAUUGGUUAGCUUCUGAACUGGAGCAGCUCGAUGCUUCUAAUACUAAUCAAUUUGCCCAUCAUGUUGUAACCAUAUUGUUACAUGAAGACCUGGACAUUGAGGAUGAACCUUUAACUGCUGGAGAUGACUUUUUACAAAAUAUAUACAACAUCAAGAAAGGGAAAACUCGGGACAGACAGAAGAAAGCUGCAGUGCAGUUUUUAAGGAGUGCAGUUUGCUGUAAUGACUCUGAUGAAGCUGAGAUUCAAGGAGUUGUUGAUGAACUAAUGGUAAAAAUUGAUGAAACUAAAAGUAAAAUGAAUAAAAAGAGUUCAAAGAGAAGUCUUCUUGCGCCCAUUGCAGUCAAUGUAAAAUCAGCUGUAGCCCAGGCUAGUAAUAAACAGGAUGGCCUUGAACAAGAAAGGCGCUACAAUGAAGCAUUUCCAUCACUAGCCAGUGAAGAGUCCCUCAGCAAAGAAGGUGCACCUCGAUUCAAUGUGGAUUCUGUGUGGAACAGGUCUCCUCCUGCUGGCAAGGAAAACAGCAAGAAACGGGUGAAAAAGAAACCAGUCCAGUUCCUAAACAGACAGUGUUACAUGUUCACAUGUCAGGAAGAAGCCCAGGCUUGUAGUAUUGCUAGACAGGUAGCUGCUCUUGCCUUAGCUGAGACUUCAUUACCUAAUGUUGAAGCUGCGGAAGUUUUCCCAUCCACAUUGCAGGACAGCUCACCAUCUUCUUUUGGCGACAACUCCGGUUGCUGGAAGUCAGCUUUUCGGACUGUUGUUCUCACCAAGGUCUUUUCUCCCUCAGUAGCCCCGCUUCAGUCCAAAGAUAAAUUUCUAGUCCCAUAUGCUGACACAGUUUACAAGGUGUUUUCCCCAAAUGUUGUUAGUAAAUUUAAUUUAAAAUCAUCAGACCUAGCUCUAAGUGUGAAGAAAGCAACCUCAGAAGACCAAGCUUAUUCUAACAGUCGACACUUUCACCCAAUUCCUGAUGGGAGUGGUCAGCAUUUGUAUUCAGAAUGCCUGUUGGAUGAAGAUGAAACACUUGACUCAAAGAAAGCAGAUAAUGAGAUCUGUGCAAUCUUUGAAGCUGGCAUUAUAGAAGAACAACAACUUAGACAGAAAGUACAAAAUGUAGUCCAAAAUAAAGUUCAGAAAGUCAAGAAACCAAAAGUAACAACACCAUAUCAGAAGAUUCCCAGUGAAGAUGAUCUUGAACAUGCUUUACAGUUUCCCUGCCACUGUGGGGAUUUUUGGCAAGAUAUAGUACAUAAAGGUGGCAUAGCACUCUAUCCAGACUUACAUGUGAAGGACAUCACUUUAAAUGCUACUGAUGGACUGAAACCAGCAACAUUACUGAAUGGUGGCAUUGAACAAUAUGCUGACUUACAUGAAGAGAAGAUCAUGAGUGAAACUGAUGGACUGGUUAAAUGUACUAUUGAUACCCCACUUCGUAGUGUAUCGACAUCGAUAGAACAGUUUAAUGGCUCUUCACAAAAUUCCAACUUACACUGGAAGGACAACACCAUGAAUGAAAUUGGUGGAGUGGCUGAGUGGGCUCAGGUGUCUUUACCUACAGCACCAGUGGGUAAAGAGAUCAGUGACUUAUCUCUACUUAGCUUAAAAUCUUUAAGAGAGACUUACUCCCUACAGGUUAUCAAGAAUUUAGUUGUAAAUUAUGUUUCCUCUGUUUCCUGUGAGCAAAGAUCAACUGGGCACAUUUUGAAGGGCAUGGUAGAUACACUUAUCAAGAGGAAAGAAUAUACUUUGCUCCUUGUAAAAGGCAACAUGAAUGACAAGAAAAUUAAGGAAAGCCUUGAUGUAGAUCAAGUUUUAGAAGUAUGCAUUGAAACCCUUACUAAUAUUUUAUCACCAGAGGCAACAGAAAUGGUAUGGUUUGAUGAAGCUCAUUCUUUGUCAGAGUCAGAUAGAUCAGACAAACAGGCUAGUGACAACCAUAAUGUAGAGAAAUAUUGGCAAGAAGAAAAUGUUCAAUUUUCUGUGAACUACAUCUUAGAGAGCAUUGAUAAGAGCAACCAUAUUGACAGUGCUAGUGAAUUAAAAAUAGCAGGUAGUAAUAACUUGCUAACUUUAUGUUCUACUGGUCCUGGAUUGAAUUCCGCUUGUAUUGAUUUAGAAAACAUACCUGUUGAGGAUUUAGUUAGUGGCAUUCCUAGUUUGAAUGGGUUCUCACCUAGCUUUCUUGACAAUGUAGAUCUUACAUACCUAGACGAUAUGGAGAAUAGAAGCAUACAUGGAAGUGAUUGCCGACCAAGGAGAACUCCAAUGACUUUCAGAGAGGAUGCUCUCACAUGGGAGGGCAAAACGGAAAAAAUAGAUUUGUCAGAUGGCUGGCCACCUGAUAGUGACAUACAUAGUAAAAUGGGCCUAGCCGCCCAAUCUAAAGAGUGGCACAUUGCAUCUGGGUGUUAUCUUGCACCCCUGCAGCCAGUGGAGACAACAGGACUGGAGGUGUAUGACCAGCAGGACAUUGGUUAUUUCUCUAAUGACAUGAGGCAAGUGCAGUGGGACAAUCCUUGGCCAUUGACAGAAUGGGACCAUAUCUGUAAGGAGUACCUUGGGGGAUUUAUGGUGAGUACUCCAGCAUGGCCACAGCGUGCUUCUCCUCCUAAUCCAUAUAGGCCUUCCUUGUUGACUUCCUGCCUCAGUAAAGAGGGAGCUCAGUUUCUUGAGAGUGCUUUUGUAAAUUCAUACUUUUCAAAUGAUUUCACGGAACCUCAUUCUAAUUUGAAGCGAACUGCUCAUGCCGUAGACUGUUCUGCAUUAGAAAAAUUGUGGCUCUCCAGGAGAAACAAUAGUUUAGAACGUUUUUGGCUGGCUAAGGAUAGCCAGCAUUCCAUUGCUGUAGGUUGGAAUUCUUCCUUUGCGCUGAUUGAAGGUGUGACAUGUUCCAAUUGGUUAGAAAAUAAUUGCAAUCUAGGCCAUUCAUGUCCAUUUUCUCAUCCUAGUAUAUGAUGUGUUAGACUAGAAACUAGAGACUGCAAGAAUUACGUUUUGAACCAGUAUGAUGGAAAAGAAGUAACUUAGACUGCUCAUAACAUCAACCAUUUCAUUCACUAUGACAACGAUUCAUAUACGUAAAUAAAAAAAAAAUCAUUGUUUAAUCAUUCAUUUAUUUUGCCUCAAACAUUUUUCCAAUUAUGGGCUAGUGUUUUAUAUUUGUUUUGCUUGUAACAAAAUGUUACAUUGCAUGGAAACCUUGGGCCGCCAAGGUUUAUAACAAAUUGUAAUAUCUGUCUAGCACUGUUUGCUUACUAGCCCAAUACAGCUAUUUGAAUAAGUCCAUUAAGAUUCUUAUGUUGGAAAAGGAAAUAAUCAUUGAAAUUGUAAACAAUACCAAUGUGGAAACAAUUGAUGUUCUAGAGGCACGCAGUCUUUACAAUGUGUUUAUAUCUGUAUAUAGUAUAACAUUUCACAAUGCAGUGAUCAUUUGGAUCAGUAGCAUAAUUACUUCAUUUUUUUUGUAUAUUCUGAAGGAUAAUUUGGCAUAUCUAUCAACUAAAAAAAUGAAAAGAAAAUAGUGUACCAUUCAACAGUGUAACAAUGAGAUAUUUCAAAAAUAAAUCUGUGCCUUCUGUGUGAGCUAUUCCCAUUGUAGACAGUUUGCUUGUUUCCACAAGACAAGACAAUAUUCUGUCAGAAGUUUGUUUGUGUACUUAAGUCUCAGGCUGGCCAUCUGUUUGAAAUGGAUAAUUGGCGACUGUAGUAUUGUCAAACUCUUGAUUGUAUGCCCUUUUAUCUGUAGUAUGUACAUAUACUACCAUUAAUUUAUUCACUCAGGUCUAUAUUUAGUAGGAUGAUAUGUAUAUGAGGGGUAGGAUGGUAUGACUGGGUCAUAAUCUAUGUACAAAUAAAAGUUGAGACAUUUUUCUGUUUAAGUUGAAAAUACAAUGUUUAUCCUAUUUCCAGUGAACAUUUUAAAAUCAAAUCCUUCAAUUAAUAAAUGCUAUAUACGGAUUUGGUACCUUGUUCUAUAUCUCAGUGAUUGAAGAUAUAUUUUAUACAAGCCAAAAAGGAAAAUCCAUUAUUGAAUGCAUUAUUUAACAAUAUUUUUUGGAAGUUAUUUUAAGAGUAUCGUUUACUAUAAGUUUCCUUUUCAAAUUUACUAUUAAAUUGGGUAUUGCAUAGUUGAUUACAUUAACAAUUAUUUGUUAAUUUAAAAAAAAAAAAAGCUUUUUGACACAGAAACAUUUAAGAAACAAUAUUUAUCUUUUGUUUUAAGUAAAGUCCUAUUAUAGUUUUGAAUCCCAUCCAGUAAUUAUUAUUAUAUCUAGUCAAUGGUUCACAUUCUUUUUCUUUGCAAUACAUUUAUUUGAUGUUUGAAAGUAAACUUUUGAUUCUAGACCAUACAUAAGGAAUUACAUUUUUUUUUAUAACAGUUAAAUAAUUUGGAUACAUUUGUUGGUAUGAAUUUUAGGAGACAUUUACAUUUUUUAAACUAUAUAAUAAUCUCAUUCUCCACAUAUUUUAAACUAGGAUCACUGGGAUGAGAGGGGGUGGGGUGGGAUGAUUAGUAGAUGGUGCUGAAAAGUGUAAGCAAUUUUUUUUUCAAUUUGAUUGUAGAAAUCAAAAUGCGUCUUUCACUAUGGUCUUCUGUUGUGAAUGGUCAUUGCAGAUAUGCCAACAGUUAUGUUUCAGCGAUCAACAUUUUGUGUUGUUAAUGGUUAUUAAGAUAUAUUUAUCUAUUGAGAUAUGCACUUUGAUUGGUCCUCUUUGUUCAGGCAAUGUACAGUCAUUCUUGACACUAAUUAAACUCUUAUAUUAAUCAAGGUUUACAAAAUGCAUGUGCCAUGAGCUGAGUUUCAAAGUAAACUGCCUCAGUUAAUUGUUUUUUGUUCUUUCUUCUUUUUUUUUUUUUUUUUAAAAUAUUUGCUCUUAUACUGAAUAAGAAAAAAAUAAAGUGUCAUUGAAUAAGGUAGAAAUAAAUUUCUUAAUCUGUUUCUAUUUUGUUUUGUUAACAUGCUGUAACAAAUUUACUUGAGUAAACUGGAGAGGAUGUCAGUUUGUUGAUAACUCAAUAGAUUCAUUUUCACAUCAGCUAUGGUAAAAAUUGAAGACAAUAGUACUACAAUCAGUUUUAAAUCUUCCAUGCUAUGAUUGGUGUCAUUUUUCUCUCCAAUUUUUAUCUUUUAUUCCCAAUAGGUCUGGGUAUAGAGUCAAUUUUCUUCUUAGUACUUAGGCUAUUAUUGUUUUGUUUGUUAUGAAAUGAAAACUGUGGCCUGAAAUUCAUAUUUGUGAAACAAACUUGCACAAAUGAAGAAGAGUGGGAAAAACAAAAUGUCUAGUGUUGGAAGGCCUAACAGUUGGCAUAUCUGUGAGAGUCUGUGUACAACACCCUAACAGUUGGCAUAUCUGUGAGAGUCUGUGUAGAACACCCUAACAGUUGGCAUAUCUGUGAGAGUCUGUGUAGAACACCCUAACAGUUGGCAUAUCUGUGAGAGUCUGUGUAGAACACCCUAUAACAUUGUUGGCUUUGUUCUUCUUUGUGAACCGGUGGUGAUUUGUUUGGUGAAGCUGGUCUCUUAGUGCUUGCAUGACUGGGUAUGAAUAUAAAUUAAGUUUGUAUGGUUUCAAAAUGUAUGGUUAUUAAUGUUGAAUGUUAUUUGAAAUAUAUUCUGUUCAGUUAAGGACAACAAUAACCAAAAAAAAAAAAAAGAAAGAAGUUAAUUGUUUUUUUUUUAAAGCAUAAUUAGGGAUUGUUUUUAUUUCAUUUUUUUUUUAAAUCUGUGAUAUAGUUUUAGUGACCAAUUGUUCUUUCCAUGAGUGUUCUGGCACUAAUUACAAUGGUAUCAGUUCUCAGGAAAGUAUUUGAGUCAAUGUCUGUUAAGAAUCAAUAGACUGCACUAACAAUGAUUAGUUGUGCUAAGCAUUCAUUGGUUCCAUUGCCAUGAAAUAGUUCCAAAUUGUGUUGCUAAUGAACACAACAAAAUGCUUACAAGUACAUAGUGAGUUGAAUGUUAGUCAUGAAGAGAACACUUAUAAUGUGGCACUCUUUAUUCUUAGUCUCUACUCGCAGACUAUUACAAUUUCUUUAGUUAUAUCUACUUAUUGAAAUGUUACUCAAGUAGGAAUAAGUCUAGUAUCAAUGUCAGAAGUAUAAACUAGGAAUCAAAUGAGUGGGCCUAAGUUAAAUGGCUGACUUGAAAAUAGAGUUCAUGUAUAGUGGACACGUUAUUUAUUUUGUGAAAUCACGAGUUUGACUACAUCUUAAUUGACAGAUAGUCAAUAUAGAAUUUUUCCUUAAAUGUUUUGUAUCAUCUGUCAUGACAUUCAAGACCAAGAUGACAGAAAUAUUUGUGAAUAUUUUUCAAGCCCCGCCCCAAAAAACAACUUACACUGUCUAGCUGGUCCAGAAAAUGGUUUAUGUUUGAUCUACACAUAUGCAUUAUUUACUUCACUGUUGUAUAUUUACUCUGGUCCAGCUAUCCUAGUUUGUGUGAGUGAAAAGUGCAGAAUGACAAGCUUUGAGAUGACAAGAACAAGUGAAGGAUUUCAUGUUUCUGUCUCCCAAUAGACAGAUGACAUUUUUUUGGAAAUGAAAUAACAGUAUUUCCAUUGAAAGUGACUGCUUGUAAAAAACACAUUUAAAAAUAAAUCAGUGCUUUGAAGUUGGCCUGUUCUGAAAAGAAAAUCCGACAAUAUUUUAUACACUCUACUUAUGUGUCUAUAUGUUUUCAUGUGUAUUUUGAUGCCCGAACAUAUGUUAAACAAGGGUGUUUGUUCUUUUAUGUUAAACAAGGGUGUUUGUUUUUUUAUGUUCUACUGGACUAGACGUCAAGACUUUGUCUAGUAAUUCAUUCAUACAGGAGAAGAAAAUCCAGUGAUUACUAUUUGUGAAGUUUGUAUGUCCAGUAUUGGAAAGAAGAGAAACUUUCAAGUAUGUUGAAUAUAUGUUGUUUUUGCAAUAUGUGUAGUUUUUGUAAUUGUGGCAAUGUUUGUUGUUUUAGGAAUGUUUAAUAACUGUUAGAAUUCUAACAAGUUACUCAUAGAACUGCUAUGAAAUGUGUGUAUUGAGUUAGUUUAAAGCUUUUUGUUUGACUUGUCCAGUCUUUGAUUGCCCUAUUUCAAUAUAAAAAUCAUUUUUCGGAGCAGUAAUUAUAAACCCAUUAUUGACUUUUUUCCUCUCUGUACAAUGUUUAAGAACAAUUGGCACACUUUCCUUCUUUGCCACAGUGCAUGGGGAACUGGUAGAGAUCAGUGAUCUUCUCUUGUCUGUCUGUAGCGUAGACGGUUUACUCUGUCUCAAGUCUAUUUUCACAUUUGGAGAUAUGCAAUCCUUAUCAUUGGUUGAGAGUUACUGUCUAUCAUUUCAGUUAGUACUUAGAGCCAUGAAGAGUUUUGGGAACGUUUGGAUAUUGUAUAACACCCCCCCCCUCCCCCCUAUCUUCCCCUUGUAACAAACAAACAGUAACUAAAACUCAAUCACCUUUUCUGAAUACACUCAUGUUCAAAUUUACAAAAGACUUGUUUAUUAAAUAUCAUUUUUCCAAAUGACAUAUUUCACCAUGGUAUCUAUAAAAGUGAUGGGCAAAGUAUCGACUUCUUUCAGCGCUUCGAUGAGGUAUUCAGUUUGUUUUCCCCAAUAUUGUACAUAUACAUCAGGUGGCCGCCCGAAAAACUGUAACGCUGAUUAUUAAUAAUUUUUGAAAACCUGUGGUAUAAGCCUUAUGCAAAAAGUCCAAUCCGCAAAAUUCAAGGUACCACUGUAACUGUUAUUUCAUUUGAAUAUUUUUUUAGUUUUGUUAUGUAACAUAUCUUCAGAUCACUUCCCCUUGUAACAAAUUGUAAGGAAUUUGUAUUAUCCCCGCCCCCCCUCCCUCCAUAGGUUGUUGCAUAUUAUCUGAGCGUUCCCUUUUAAUGGAUUUUAUGCCAAUACACGUUUUACUGUUGUGGUCACUGCAAUGUUAAGAAGGCUUUACUGCUAAUAAACUACACUUAGUUUGUCUUGAUAUGAUAGUCAUAUAUAGUCUGGAGGUUUUCUUCUUUGAUUGGUUAAAGACUUAAUGUAGUUCCAAAGUAGAGAGAUACUGGUACUGAAUGUAGCCAAAAGGUUUUGUAGUUUACCCCCUGAUUUAUUCUUUUUGUAUUCAUAUAUAUUUGUAGAGUCUUACUAGAGUGUAUUACAUUAAGUUGAUCAGACUAUUAAGUUGGCCUUGUAUAGCUCAUGAGUAUAUAUUUAUACAUAUAUAUAUAUAUAUAUAUUUAUAUUUGAACUACAUAUAACAUUUUUAUAUUUUGGAUAAUGCUAUUUCUUAUCAAAUGUUUGUCAACAUACUCAGCAGCAUAGGAAUUUGCUCUAUUUUAUUUGUACAAUGUCAAAUUUCUUUUUUAUUUUAAAGCGUAGCUUCAUAGUAUUAACAGGCCACAUCCCCAAGGACAUUUUGCUUUAAUGCUAUAUUUAUGUUUGAAUCAAAACAUUUAUAAUUCUCCUGUUUCAUGAAUUUUUUUUUAUAUUUGUUUUACUUACUGCCUUUAUUUUCCUUUUAAAAACAAAACCAAAAAAAAAUAAUUUCUUUGUGGAUUUUAUUUGUUUCAUGGUGAUUGCUUUUCGAAUCCAAUUAUUUGAAGGGAAUUGAAGUAUUUUGUGCCAGGAGCCACUGGACUCAUUCUGUUUUAUCUGUUUUAGCUAUGUUUAAUUCAUAUAUAUAUAUAUAUUUGUAUUGUCCAAUGCACUGUCCCAUUGUAAUUAUUCAUAUUGCAUUUUUUUUAAGAUUCAUUGAAAUAUUUGACAUUAUAUUAAACUUAUGAAAAAAAAAUACAACACACAAAAACAACAACAGAACUUAAAAACCUUUUUAGAUAUUUGGUUGGGAAAAAAAUACGUUUUGUGAACAGUUUGGCCUACAGUUAGAAUUUGUGUUUUCCAGAUCUUUGUCUAUUAAUUGUAUUCCCAAUUUGAGUUUAAAACCUGUGCAAAUAACGUGAUAUAAUCGAAUCCACGAAUUACAUCAUAAUUAUAACAUGGAACACUGAUGGUGUGCCCCUUGACACAUAGUAUGAUGUUCCUACUGUUGUGGUAUGAUGUCUAUUUUAGGCCCAUGGUAUAUGUAUAUUUAUUUCUUGUAAUUAACCAGCACUGAUUCGAUAUACAAUCAACGAAUCAAAGCAGUGCUUCUCAGUUUUAUGGGUCAGUGAAUAGCGCACUGUAAAUACCGGUAUUAGACAGAUCGUUGUCUCUGCACACGUUUCUAGACUUCACCUUCCAGAGAGUUGACAACUUUGGGAGUACAUCCUUUUGUUUUUGUUUCAAGUGCGUUCAGUUGAGAAACACCGUCUUUUUUUUUUUUGUGUAUUAUAUUUGUGUGAAUAGCUCAAUAAUAGAGCUUGUCCAAUGUAUUGGAUUAACAUCAAAGUUUUGAUCAGAGUGAAAAAAAAAAUAGAAGAGCUAGACCCACUUGUUUGGGAUUUGAUCCACCUUUAAGACUUGUUUAUUUGUGGGUCAUUGCUAUCUUUGAAGUGUUUUGUCUCUUAGUAACAAGAGACACCAAGUUUGACUAGACAUGUGUCACUGUUAGGAACAUAUUAGAUCACUGUGAGUAGACUGUAGACAUGUGUCAACAUUCCAAUGUUUUUAAGUCCAUUUGAAAGUUAGAACAAAUAAAAGAUGAAAACUAACAA